Messenger RNA from Orussus abietinus, 3390 nucleotides. Its product is annotated as sphingomyelin phosphodiesterase. Lineage: Eukaryota; Metazoa; Arthropoda; Insecta; Hymenoptera; Orussidae. Gene Ontology annotation, cellular component: lysosome. The coding region runs from base 358 to 2493 and encodes 711 amino acids. The transcript is spliced from 11 exons. The record is from RefSeq and is a predicted model, not a curated record. Gene Ontology annotation, molecular function: acid sphingomyelin phosphodiesterase activity. Gene Ontology annotation, biological process: ceramide biosynthetic process; sphingomyelin catabolic process.
AAGCUGGUCCGUCAGUACGGAUAGUCGCGCGCUCCCUGUGCUCCACAAAGACCGAGGCUGAACCGCGGGCACUGGAGACGAGCCAUGCGACGUCGUGCGAUCGAAUGAGCCAAGAAAGUGCGACUGCUCCACUCGACCGACUCUUCUGCUCCGUUGGUCCGCCUUCGAUGUUCCACCAGCCAACGAAAUAAUCGCGCCAACGACAACCGGACACGGAUACGGCUACGAAAGUGUCUUCUCGCAGACCCGGAGUUUCCCCUUCAGGUCAACCGAUCUACUUUAAAUCUCCGUUGACUUCAGCCACAUCUCGCCACCAGGUUUCGAGAAUUGCAAUCACACCAAAGAGUAGAAAAUAGUAUGCCAAAUCAACGAUGGACGAGGACAAUCAGUUUCCUUGUGUUGUGUCUCGUCGUGUCACGAUGGUGCGUCAAUGGAAGUCCAAUUUUAGAGAGCCGGAAGCGAGAAGCGGAGAUCUUGAACACCAAUUGGACGCAGUUGGCUGACGAUUGGAUGAAAGCCAGGAGCCAACUUAUAAACAAAUCCGAAGCUCGUUAUCUAGGAUCCAGGGAAAGGUUCAUGAACAUCGAGACAAUCAUCAAUGGAACCAGUCCGGACCAAUUGUCAAGAGUAAAGUUAAAUUAUUCACGGAUGCUGUGGGACAUGGAGCCAUCAACGUCGGGCGGGCAGCUUUCUGGAUUCGUGGACAAGACUCUUAAGCUCCUGGACCUCAGACAAGUGAUGAUAGAAGUUGAGACCUCGGUUAUGUCCAAAGUGUCUUGCACCGCGUGCAAAGUUGGCGCGGGAUUGUUGCAGAAUUACAUAAAGGCUGGAAAAAGCAAGGAGGAGAUCAUGAACAAUAUCUACCAGUUCUGCGUGUCACUGAAAAUCCAGAGUUCGCGGGUUUGUCAAGGCAUCACCCUGCUCUUUGGGGGUGAAGUGAUCUAUGUCAUGAAACAAGUCGACAUGGGACCAUCGCAGAUCUGCAGCUUCGUGAUCGGCGAUGUAUGCGACGACGCAUACAAUCCUCAGCACGAGUGGGAGGUAGUUUUUCCUCCUGUGAAGAAACCACAGAUUAAACCACCCAUCCCGCCCGCGGAGGGUGCGCCUACCUUCAAGGUCCUGCACCUCUCCGACACUCAUUACGAUCCCUAUUACCAAGAGGGCUCCAACGCCGAGUGCAACGAGCCGCUUUGCUGCAGGCUGACCAAUGGUGCACCAUUAACGGCUUCGGCAGCUGCAGGUCGAUGGGGUGAUUACAGAAAGUGCGACACGCCCAAAAGAACCGUGGAUCACAUGUUGAAACAUAUCGCCGAAACGCACUCUGACAUUGAUUACAUCUUAUGGACUGGGGAUCUACCACCUCAUGACGUGUGGAAUCAAACCAGAGAUGAGAACUUGAAUAUUCUGCGUGACACCGUGACACAAAUGGUGAAAAUUUUUCCCAAUAUCCCAAUUUUCCCGGCUCUAGGAAACCACGAGAGCGCGCCAGUUAACAGCUUCCCGCCACCAAUUGUUCCCAAAGAUAAUAGCAUCGAAUGGCUGUACGAUGAAUUGGAUAAACAGUGGCGACGAUGGUUACCAGCUGGGGUCUCUCACACUGUUCGCCGAGGUGCAUUCUAUUCGGUCCUAAUCAGGCCAGGAUUUCGGCUGCUCUCGGUCAACAUGAAUUACUGUAACAAUAAGAACUGGUGGCUCCUCCUUAACAGCACCGAUCCAGCGAACGAACUUCAAUGGUUGGUCUACGAAUUGCAAGAAGCCGAGAUUCAUAACGAAAAGGUCCACAUUGUCGGUCACAUACCACCAGGACAUUCGGACUGUCUGAAAGUAUGGUCCAGGAAUUACUAUCGCAUCAUUAAUCGAUACGAAUCGACGAUAACGGCUCAAUUCUUCGGUCACACCCACUACGACGAGAUGCAGAUAUUUUACGACACAUCAGACCUUAGCAGAGCAUUAAGCAUAGCCUAUGUUGGACCCUCGGUGACGCCGUAUUCCGACCUUAACCCAGGAUAUCGAAUAUACUACGUCGAUGGCGAUCACGGGAAAACAACUCGAAUGGUGGUGGAUCAUGAAACUUGGGUGAUGAACUUGAAGGAAGCGAAUCUCUACGACUAUCCGAUCUGGUACAAGAUGUACAAUGCACGGCAAGCGUACCAGAUGCCAUCUCUUCUGCCAAAAGACUGGGAUUCUCUGAUAGACAAGAUGACGAACGAGCCGUCGCUCUUCGACCUAUACUACAAGCACUACAAUAAGAACUCGCCUGUAAGACCUCAAUGUGGAGACGAGUGCCGGAAGAGAUUGCUGUGCGACCUCCGAAGUGGAAGGAGUCACGAUCGCAAGGCACUUUGCCAAAGCCUCGAGUCAAGAAUCGGCGGCGAGACCAGAACGGGCUGGCGAGCUUGGAUUUACAAUGGGAUCGCUUUAUCGAUGUCGGUCGUGAUGGCGAUACCUCGAUUUGCGUAUAACCUACCGAAGUACGUUUUAGGUCUAGGCUAAAAAUUCGGUGGGUUAGAAAGGAUUUUAUUAUGUGAUGAGAAUUUGCGAAUCGGUAAAAAUUCCAACGGCUGGGUAUUCUACGAUGAGCCGAAUGUCAAAUGAUCUCCAAGCUUCGUGAAAGUGCCCUAAGCCGUAGUUUAUAUGCACUAGAUUAUUUGAACGGCAUUGCAAAUUAUAUUAAGUGGAUUAGAAAUCGACGCAUGUGUGCAUUACAGAUGUGAUGAAAAGAAUUGAACUGAACCCAUGAAAUACGUCCAAUUUUCUAACAAUAUAUGCUACGCAACUGAAAAUAGUAGAAAACAAGCGAGCCGUUCAAUUGUAUAUAAAGACGCAGAUGUUUAUUUAUGCACACCUUGUGUUAUAGCUGAAUAUAUUAAUUAGUAAAAAUCUGCUUUGCAUUUGAUUCUACAGAUAAUGGGAUUGUUAUUUUAACUCGGCUUUUCUCAAAGAAUUCGAACCUCUGAAUUCUUUGGCAUUAUUAAUUAAUAAUGAAAGUAUCAUAAGGUACGAUCAUACAAAUUUUAGAAAAGAUACACAGUUAGAUACUUUUGUAAUGUAAGAUAAAAUUGUUGACCACUUUGUUAAAAAUCGUUUGUAAAUCCUUAAGUAUACUUACUCCUUGCUAAUUAUCACCUAAUGUAUAUGUACAGAAAUAACGUGCGCCUUCGUAUAGAAAAUUGUCUUAAUAAUUUAUUAAUUAUAAUUCUACAAUUUGCUUAUCAUAGACCAAUACAAUUUAGAUAGUACUUACAUUAAUGCUUGAAUUUCAAAAUUGAAGAUAAAGUUACCGUGGAAUAUGACUAUAUAUUACAUUUUAGGCCACAUUCUCCUAUAACCAUGAUAACAUCUGCUAUGAUUGUAAGAUCUUGAUAUUACAAAGCAUGUGAUCUAUAAGAA